Plenodomus lingam JN3 is the source of this 402-nucleotide messenger RNA. RefSeq lists its product as uncharacterized. Gene Ontology annotation, molecular function: oxidoreductase activity, acting on NAD(P)H, oxygen as acceptor. NCBI's taxonomy places the organism in Eukaryota, Fungi, Ascomycota, Dothideomycetes, Pleosporales, Leptosphaeriaceae. The record is from RefSeq and is a predicted model, not a curated record. Gene Ontology annotation, cellular component: intracellular anatomical structure.
AUGUCACCGCGCCUACUCUUCUUCACUAGCGGUUUGUCCUCUAUUACUGAGCACGCAAGCGGUUCCAGUCCGCGGUAUGCACUUGCACCGGCCGGGUGGCCCAAGUCGGAGACAUUUUUUCUGGCCUAUCGCUCGAGCAAGUGUGGGCUCAAUAUGGUUGCAGCAGAAUGGGCGCGGGUCUUGCGCAACGAUGGAGUCAAGGUUUUCGACAUCUCGCCGGGAUUUUUGAACACCGGAUUGGGCGAUGAUAGGAACUCAGCAGAACGGAGGGACAAGGGGGCUUUGGGUGCGAUCAAUCCGGCUAUUGGAGGUGAAUAUUGUGCCGACGUUGUUGAAGGUAAACUGGAUGAGCAGGUCUGGCCUAUCAAGGCACUGAGAAGGACUAUGGUGCAACCCUGGUAA